Molecule: messenger RNA, 1308 nt
Organism: Phaedon cochleariae (mustard beetle)
Lineage: Eukaryota; Metazoa; Arthropoda; Insecta; Coleoptera; Chrysomelidae
Source: the annotation of a GenBank genome assembly
AUGAUGAAAAAGGAGAAGCCGAUGAUGUCGGUGACGGCUAUCAUCCAGGGGGCACAAGCCCAGCAUUGGGGUAGAACUCUGGCGGGGUUCGGGCCACCCCACAUGUCACUUGGCCUCACCCUGGACCACACCCUGUCGAUGUCGGGCCCCGUCGCCCCGCAGUCCCCGCUCGACCUCAAGCCCGACGCGCACGCGCUGCAGUUCAGCCCGCAGGGAGGGCCGUGCAGCCCGGGCGCCUUCUCGCUGGGCGGGGCCCCUGGCAUGCUCAGCCCGUCCGGAGGGGGCGGGGCCAAGGCGGCCGGCCCCGCCUCCCCUUAUCCGCCCAACCACCCGCUCAGCGGCUCCAAGCACCUGUGCUCGAUUUGCGGCGACCGCGCCAGCGGCAAGCACUACGGGGUGUACAGCUGUGAAGGAUGCAAAGGGUUCUUCAAAAGAACAGUCCGGAAAGAUCUGUCCUAUGCUUGCAGAGAAGAAAAAAAUUGCAUCAUCGACAAAAGACAAAGAAAUAGGUGUCAGUACUGCCGCUACCAAAAAUGCUUGGUGAUGGGCAUGAAGCGAGAGGCAGUGCAGGAAGAAAGACAGAGAACCAAGGAGAGAGACAACUCCGAAGUUGAAUCGACUUCCAACAUACAAACCGAGAUGCCGAUAGAGAGGCUCCUGGAUGCGGAAAAAAGAGUGGAGUGCAACGAUCCACCAAUACCACUAGAGAGCGCUGUGACGAAUAUCCGGCAGGCCACCAACAAACACCUCGUUCUCAUGGUGGACUGGGCACGUAUGAUCCCGCACUUCACGUCUCUGCCGCUGUCAGAUCAGGUGCUGCUGCUCAGAGCCGGGUGGAACGAGCUGCUGAUCGCGGCCUUCUCGCACCGAUCGGUGCAUGCGCAGGAGGGGAUCGUCUUGGCCACCGGAUUGACAGUCAACAAGUCAACUGCACAUGCUGUUGGAGUGGGUAACAUUUAUGACAGGGUGUUGUCUGAGCUGGUGAAUAAGAUGAAAGAGAUGAAAAUGGACAAAACUGAGCUGGGCUGCUUGAGAGCUAUCAUCCUCUACAAUCCAGACGUCAGAGGCCUCAAGUCCAUCCAGGAAGUGGAAAUCCUUCGCGAGAAAAUCUACGGCGUCCUCGAAGAGUACACCCGCUCCACGCAUCCCAGCGAGCCUGGCCGAUUCGCCAAACUCCUUCUGCGGCUGCCCGCGCUGCGCUCCAUAGCGCUCAAGUGCUCCGAGCACCUGUUCUUCUUCCGACUGCUCGGUGACGUCACCAUCGACAGCUUUCUCACCGACAUGCUGGAGAACCCGUCGGACGCCUAG